Messenger RNA from Aptenodytes forsteri (emperor penguin), 944 nucleotides. Its product is annotated as epithelial discoidin domain-containing receptor 1. Gene Ontology annotation, cellular component: signaling receptor complex. The annotation marks the transcript as partial. Gene Ontology annotation, molecular function: protein tyrosine kinase collagen receptor activity; collagen binding. NCBI's taxonomy places the organism in Eukaryota, Metazoa, Chordata, Aves, Sphenisciformes, Spheniscidae. Gene Ontology annotation, biological process: positive regulation of kinase activity; multicellular organism development; cell surface receptor protein tyrosine kinase signaling pathway. The transcript is spliced from 6 exons. The record is from RefSeq and is a predicted model, not a curated record.
GACGUCCCCGUGUCCCCAGGCUGGGUCGCAGCGAUGGGGACGGCGCCUGGUGUCCCGCGGGUCCCGUCUUCCCGGAGGAGGAGGAGUUCCUGGAGGUGGACCUGGGUCGGCUGCACGUGGUGACACUGGUGGGGACACAGGGACGUCACGCCGGUGGCCACGGCAGGGAGUUUGCCCGUGCCUACCGGCUGCGCUACAGCCGUGACCGGCACCGCUGGCUGCGCUGGCGCGACCGAUGGGCCGGGCUCCUGUCCUACACGGCGCCGCGGGGACAGGUGAUGGCCCUCGACCCAGCGCCCGUUGUCCUCAACGACUCCACCUACGAUGGAUACAGCGUUGGCCCGGUCACCUGCCCCAACCAGCCCCAGGAGUUCCCAAAUUGGCCCCAGCUGGUCUUCAGCCAUCCUCAGGUUCAUUGCAACAACAUGCACACGCGGGGGGUGAGCAUCUUCGGGGAGGUGGAGUGCCGCUUCAAGAGGAGCCUGGCCACGGCCUGGGAGCCCACCCCGGCCACCCACAGCCUGGCCGGGGCCGUCAAGGACCCCAGCGCCCGCUCAGUCACCGUGCCCCUGGGUGGGCGCCAGGCCCGCUUCAUCCAGUGCCACUUCUUCUUCGCCGGGGAGUGGAUGCUCUUCAGUGAGAUCACCUUCCUCUCGGAUGUGGUGGAGGAGGCAGUGGGUGCCAGCGGGUGGCCCCCAGCCGCCCCCCCCGACCCCUCGGCGGGGGCCAUGGCCGUCCCUGAGGACCCCUGGCACGUGGACGUGGCUACCAACCUCACUACGCCGAUCCCCGCCCCCACGCAGGGCACCUUCACGCCGGCCAGCGACGCCUGGGCCUUUGGGGUGACGCUGUGGGAGGUGCUGACGCGCUGCCGCGAGCAGCCCUACGGGCGCCUGAGCGACGAGCAGGUCAUCGCCAACGCCGGGCAUCACUUCCGCGCCCAG